Molecule: messenger RNA, 3818 nt
Organism: Urocitellus parryii (Arctic ground squirrel)
Lineage: Eukaryota; Metazoa; Chordata; Mammalia; Rodentia; Sciuridae
Source: RefSeq, a predicted model, not a curated record
AAGUCGCUAUGGUGACGGAAAGGUUGGGAAUCUUCUCUAUUACUGGCCCCACAGCUGUAGGAGCAGUAACCGCUGCUUUCUUGGAUUUUGAGUGAAUACAGUCCAAGUGAUAUUUUAAAAAUUUGCUGGAAGUGGAAACAUGAGACUGAAGAUAUCUCUUUUAAAAGAACCAAAGCAUCAAGAAUUAGUAAGUUGUGUGGGCUGGACUACUGCUGAAGAAUUAUAUUCAUGUAGUGAUGAUCACCAGAUAGUGAAAUGGAACUUGUUAACCAGUGAAACAAGUCAAAUUGUAAAGCUUCCUGAUGAUAUUUACCCUAUAGAUCUUCACUGGUUUCCAAAAAGUUUAGGCAUAAAGAAACAGACACAAGCAGAAAGCUUUGUUCUCACAAGUUCUGAUGGUAAAUUUCAUUUGAUUUCUAAGUUAGGAAGAGUCGAGAAAAGUGUAGAAGCUCACUGUGGAGCAGUACUUGCAGGAAGAUGGAAUUAUGAAGGUACAGCACUAGUUACAGUUGGAGAAGAUGGACAAAUUAAAAUUUGGUCAAAGACUGGGAUGCUUAGAUCAACUUUAGCUCAGCAAGGAACACCAGUAUAUUCAGUAGCAUGGGGCCCUGAUUCAGAAAAGGUUCUUUAUACAGCAGGCAAACAGCUGAUCAUUAAACCUCUUCAACCAAAUGCUAAAAUUUUACAGUGGAAAGCUCAUGAUGGCAUUAUUUUAAAAGUUGAUUGGAACUCAGUCAAUGAUCUUAUUUUAUCUGCUGGUGAAGAUUGUAAAUAUAAGGUGUGGGAUAGUUAUGGCCGCCUCCUAUACAGUUCACAACCCCACGAGCAUCCUAUUACCUCAGUUGCCUGGGCUCCAGAUGGAGAAUUAUUUGCUGUUGGAUCGUUUCAUACUUUACGCUUGUGUGAUAAAACUGGGUGGUCUUAUGCUUUAGAAAAACCCAACACUGGCAGCAUAUUUAAUAUUGCAUGGUCAAUUGAUGGCACUCAGAUUGCUGGAGCCUGCGGAAAUGGGCAUGUUGUUUUUGCACAUGUAGUGGAGCAACGUUGGGAGUGGAAAAAUUUUCAAAUAACAUUAACUAAAAGACGGACUAUGCAGGUUCGCAACGUUCUUAAUGAUGCAGUGGAUUUGCUGGAAUUCCGUGAUAGAGUCAUUAAAGCAUCUUUGAACUAUGCACACUUAGUUGUUUCAACGUCUCUUCAAUGUUAUGUGUUCUCUACAAAGAACUGGAAUACACCACUUAUAUUUGAUCUUAAAGAAGGAACUAUUAGUUUAAUUCUACAGGCAGAAAGACAUUUUCUUCUUGUAGAUGGUGGUGGUAUCUAUGUAUAUUCCUAUGAAGGGCGCUUCAUUUCUUCUCCAAAAUUUCCUGGAAUGAGAACAGAUAUUCUUAAUGCACAGACUGUGUCUCUGAGUAAUGAUACUAUAGCCAUAAAAGACAAAGCUGAUGAAAAAAUAAUCUUCCUUUUUGAGGCAUCAACUGGAAAACCACUAGGUGAUGGGAAGCUUCUUUCUCAUAAGAAUGAAAUCUUGGAAAUUGCUCUGGAUCAAAAAGGACUUACUAAUGAUAGAAAAAUUGCAUUCAUUGAUAAAAAUAGAGAUCUCUAUAUCACUUCAGUGAAACGAUUUGGGAAGGAAGAACAAAUUAUCAAACUUGGAACAAUGGUGCAUACUUUGGCAUGGUGUGAUACAUGCAAUAUCCUUUGUGGACUUCAAGAUACUCGAUUCACAGUGUGGUAUUACCCCAAUACGGUUUAUGUGGACAGAGACAUUUUGCCUAAAACUUUGUAUGAAAGAGAUGCAAGUGAAUUUAAUAAAAAUCCUCAUAUUGUGAGUUUUGUUGGAAAUCAGGUAACUAUAAGAAGAGCUGAUGGCUCCCUGGUACACAUCAGCAUAUCACCAUAUCCUGCUAUUCUCCAUGAAUAUGUAAGCAGUUCAAAAUGGGAGGAUGCUGUAAGACUUUGUCGCUUUGUUAAGGAGCAAACCAUGUGGGCUUGCCUAGCUGCUAUGGCAGUUGCUAAUCGGGACAUGACUACUGCAGAAAUAGCUUAUGCAGCAAUUGGUGAGAUUGAUAAGGUUCAAUACAUCAAUUCAAUAAAAGAUCUUCCCUCUAAAGAAUCAAAAAUGGCUCACAUACUAAUGUUUAGUGGAAACAUACAGGAGGCUGAAAUAAUGCUUCUUCAAGCUGGCCUUAUUUAUCAAGCAAUUCAGAUCAAUAUUAAUCUCUAUAACUGGGAAAGAGCCCUGGAGUUGGCUGUAAAAUACAAAACACAUGUUGAUACAGUUCUUGCUUACCGUCAAAAGUUUUUGGAGACCUUUGGUAAACAGGAAACUAAUAAACGAUACUUGCAAUAUGGAGAAGGUCUUCAAAUAGAUUGGGAGAAAAUCAAAGCCAAAAUUGAGAUGGAAAUUACUAAGGAACGAGAGCGAUCAUCAAGCAGCCUGUCCAGCAAGAACAUGGGGCUAAAGCACUAAGUGACAUGCUAACCUUUAAAAAUGUUAUCUUUUGAAAUUAAUUUUGACUAGACAAAGAUAAGCAUGUUUUGGUUGCUAAAGAAAAAUGCAUCAUCUUUAAAUAAUAAUGAGCACUUUCUGCAUAUUAGUAAAAGUACAUUCAAUUCAGUAAGGUUAAGUGCAGAAUAAUUGAUGUAAUGCCAUCUUUUAUAUUUUUCUAAUUAGCCAUUUCUUUAUACGUCUCUAUACCUGUUGAUUACAUUCCAGUUUUUUCUUUAUUACUUUAUCCCUGAAUCUUCAGUUUCAACAAUUUUAAUGCUGAUAAUAGAACAUUGAAUUCUUUAAAAUGUAUGCUAUCAUUAAUUUAUUUGACCUCCACAUUGUAAAACACCUCCAAAAUUUUAUAAAAAAAAAUGAUAAUGAUGGAUUUUUGAAAAUGUGUAACAAUGUAGACACUUGAAUACUGAAGUUCAUAGCAGCAUUAUUUGAAUAGUAAUGGGUGAAAACAACUCAAAUAUCCAUCAACAGAUGAGUGAUAAACUAGUGUGGUAUGCACAUACAAUAAAAUAUUAUUUACUGUUACCAUGAAAUUAAAUUCUGUUACAUGCUACAAGAUGGAAAAAUUAUGCAAAAUGAAAUAAACCAGACACAAAGGUCUAAUAGUCUGUGAUACUACUUAUAUGAGAAUAAGCAAAUUCAUAGAGACAGAAAGGAAAAUAGUGAUUAUCAGUGAUCAGAGAGAGGGGGAGGAGUUUAUCAUUUAAAGGACAUAGAGUUUAUGUUUAGGAUAAACAAAUUCUGGAAAUACAGAUAGUGGUUGUGGCCUCACAACAUCAUAAAUAUUAAUGCCUCUGAAUUAUAGUCUUAAAAUGAUUAAAAUGCUAAAUCUUAUUAUGUAAAUUUAACAUAAUUUAAAAAACAUACAUAGAAUAAGCAAGAGGUAUUUCCUUUAUUCCUCUCCUGACUUGAGAAUGAUCUGGCUAUAGGCCCUGGGAAUCUGAAAGAUUUGUGAAAAUCUCCUUAGUUAAUAAACCUAUUUGACUAGCUUUAACUCAGUAUGUCCCAAAAUUAUUAUUACCACAAAAGCUUUUUAACAAUAAUACAAAGAUCCCUUAGAAAGCCUCCCAUGAAUUUGUAUUUUGGCAACAGUACAUUAUAGAGUGGGUAUGUGCAUAUACAUUGGAAAAGGAUUAACUCUUUUACCUUCAUUUUAAUUACUCUUUAGUUUUUUUCUUUUAUAAAAAUGUUCUUUACUUUUCAACACAUUUCUUUUCUGAAAUGUUGGAAUAUGCUAUUCUUGAUGCAGAUGCUGGAUGUAAGGAUGUAUUCAGUUUGUGAAAUCUGACUAAUCAGUUUAUUUGUAAGU